Messenger RNA from Zerene cesonia (dogface butterfly), 1448 nucleotides. It is a transcript of the gene Rtca, whose product is annotated as RNA 3'-terminal phosphate cyclase. NCBI's taxonomy places the organism in Eukaryota, Metazoa, Arthropoda, Insecta, Lepidoptera, Pieridae. Gene Ontology annotation, cellular component: nucleus. The transcript has 9 exons. The coding region runs from base 120 to 1193 and encodes 357 amino acids. Gene Ontology annotation, molecular function: RNA-3'-phosphate cyclase activity. The record is from RefSeq and is a predicted model, not a curated record. Gene Ontology annotation, biological process: RNA processing.
CAAAGAGCAGUAUAGUAUGUACUGCGGUUACUCGUCAGCCGGUUAUUUUUCUUAAAUAUUACAUUAAUUAUAACAAAAAUUUUAUAGAAAGAUUUAUUAUUAUUCACAUAUUGCAUAAAAUGUCUGAAAUUUUGGAAAUAGACGGAAGCGUUUUAGAAGGGGGAGGCCAAAUUUUGCGGAAUACCAUAUCACUGAGUGCAAUUCUUGGUAUUCCUGUGAGAGUAUUCAAUAUUCGCGCAGGAAGAAGCAAACCUGGUUUAGCAGGUCAACAUUUAAAAGGUAUCGAGCUAGUAGCUGAAAUGUGUAAGGCCAAAUUGAAAGGUGCCAAUUUAGGAUCUACUGAAAUUGAAUUUAUCCCAGGCAAAAUUAAAGGUGGACACUACGUAGCUGAUACUCGCACUGCAGGCUCAAUCAGUCUUCUCCUCCAAGUGGCUCUACCAUGUGCCUUAUUAGCUGACUCCCCGGUUACCUUGGACCUCAAGGGAGGUACAAAUGCUGAUAUGGCCCCACAAAUUGAUUAUAUGGAUAAAGUAUUUAAAAGUCACCUUAAGCGGUUUGGUGGUGAUUUUUCUAUGGAAAUAAUUAGGAGGGGAUAUUUCCCCCGGGGAGGCGGGCAUGUGCGGGUUGAGGUGACUCCAGUCCGAUCAUUUCAUAGUAUUACUGUUUUGGAGAGAAAAGAACUUCAAAGUAUAGAUGGUUGGAGCUUUGUAGCUGGUGUAUUGCCUGUAAAAGUGGCUUAUCAAAUGAGCGAUGGGGCGAAGGCCGAGCUGCGAGGGUACUCACCCAACAUUCACAGUUAUAAAGAAGAUCAGAGUGUAGCAAAGGAUAAUUGUGCAGGCAUUAUUUUGUCAGCAUCAUUCUCCAGCGGUUGUGUGCUAGGCAGCGACGGGCUCUGUAGUCGCGGGUUUGACAAACAUGAGGCGGGGCGGAAAGCUGCGGAACCGCUGCGGAAGAUUUUGGAAAAUUCUAAAGCCUGUGUCGAUGCGCAUGCGCAGGACCAAAUAAUAUUAUACAUGUGCCUAGCUUCAGGCCAGUCGUCGGUACUGGUCGGUGACGUCACACUGCACACACAUUCAGCUAUACACAUAGCUGAGACUAUAGCUAAGGUAAAAUUCACAAUUCGCCCAGAAGGCUCUGAUAACAUUAUCGAAUGCAAUGGUUUAGGUUUUUUAAAUAACAACAUCCUAGAAUGAAGUGAUUUGUGAAACAACUAUUGUCUCAUUCAAACAUAACAGAAAUGCGUACGAGUAAAAGAGUACAAUGCAUUAAAUAUUGAUACGGCGUGUUUAAAUAUUAAGCUUAAAGAAUACGUACUAAUAAUGUAUACGUAUUGUUUUAUCUAUUUAAUUAAUUUAUAUUUAAAUUGUAUAUAUUAUUAUAUCUUAAGCUAUUAACCGACUGAUGGCGCUACCUACUGUAACAAUGUUUGUAAACGUUAAUUAUUUAAA